Molecule: messenger RNA, 3496 nt
Organism: Sphaerulina musiva SO2202
Lineage: Eukaryota; Fungi; Ascomycota; Dothideomycetes; Mycosphaerellales; Mycosphaerellaceae
Product: WD40 repeat-like protein
Exons: 4
Coding region: 284-2839 (851 amino acids)
Molecular function (GO): protein binding
Source: RefSeq, a predicted model, not a curated record
UGCCGCUCAGUGGUAGACUGCUAUGAUACAAACAGACUCCAACACGCCUCGCUCGAUCCGAUCGUGAAGAAGGCAGCCGGGGGAAAGGAAGCGCCAGCAGAAGAAACAGUGACCACAAGGGAAGAGAAGCAGACCGAGCUGUAAGGUGGUUCCGCUCCGCCUCGCUCCUCUCCCGACGCCGACGCCGCGGUUUCAAUGUUCCCGCCGCAUACUACUACUCCACGGACGUCACUUCGCUAGAGACGGCCGCCCGUAAUACAGGCCGCCAGCUGCUGCUGUCACCAUGGCAUACCAGCAGCAAGGCGGGCUUGGGAAUCACGGCGGCGGAGGAGCCGAACACCAUGGGCCGCAAGGCACCGAAUACACGUUGCAGGGUGUCAUGCGCUUCCUGCAGAUCGAAUGGCAUAACCACGAGCGAGCGCGCAAUGCCUGGGACAUCGAGCGCGCCGAGAUGAAGGCCAAGAUUGCGAAACAGGAGGGAGAGUCCCGCCAGGCAAAACGUAUCAACGAGCAGCUGGAGCGGCAAGUGCGCAUGUUGGAAAUGGCCCUGAAGCACGAGCGCGCGCAGAAGCUGGCUCCGAACGGCAUCUCAGCGGCAGUGAUGCCAGAACCCACAGCUGCGACAGACGACGUGCCCAAGGGCAAGAAAGAGGAAGGUGGCGGAAAGAAUGGGCAGAAGCAGGAAAAGCCGGACUUUGCGCCUCACAACUCUUUCCUGGAGACGAGCGAGCAGCACGACUCGAGCGAAAAGGCUCGCGAAGAAUACCUCGAUCAGACGACAAAGUAUCUCAAAAAUUGCAUGAAGGAGAUUCAAUAUCUGCUUACGCCGCCGCAACACCCUCCACCACCGCAAAUGCUACCAAACGGCAACAUUAGCGGGCUGCCCGAUGCGCCCCAUUCGUUACAAGACAUAUACGAUCUCCAGUAUGGUGACCAGGCACGGCAAGGAUAUCGCAACGGCCGAGCUCAAGGACAAAUACUGCCUCAACAACAACAGCUCCCGAACCAUCAGCCUUCACAAGUACCGAGUAGUAUAGUACAACCCGCAGUACAAAGAGCGGACUCGCGCGGUAUGGCAUAUACCGAGUACACGAAUCAUGCUCAGCAGCCCGUUGAGCUAUUGCAGCAACAGCAGCAGCAGCAGACCCCCCAAGCUUCUGUACAGUAUGAAGAGCAAGUCGAAAACAUUACACACACGUUUGAUCGAGAAGGGCGAGAAGUGCGGGCAAACGAAUCUCAGCAAUUACAGCAGAGGCCCGCGCGGCAACAAGCCGAAGCCGACGGCUGGACAUUCGAUGAAGAGCCCGCAUCACAGACUGACGCACCGUCUGCGGAUGUACUGCCACCGCGAAGACCGGACACAGACUUGUUUCCCAGCGCUGCGAGUCACUCACAGCUGUCAGCCAAAUCUCCUCCCCGUACAGGCUUACAUAGCAGACGGAAGAGCUCGGGCUCUCAAAGUGUGGGCAGGAGGCGGAGCUCGCAAGGCAAGAACCAGAUCGAUGAGCUGGCCCAUGCGCUCGAAAGCGAUCCGACACAGUUCAAAGUCAAAUUUGAGCUUCGCGGGCAUCUUGAUGUGGUAAGAAGCGUCAUCUUCAGCGGCGGUGGAAGUCCUAGCGAGCCCGAAGUCUGUACUGCGGGCGACGAUGGCACCAUAAAACGCUGGAUCGUACCCGCAACAUAUCAGAACUACAACCCUGGAAACAAGGAUUCUAGUCUGGAUAUUCAGGCAAUCUUCACACAUAGAGGUCACGAAGGAGUGGUGACCUCUCUUGCUGCUCCGCCAGCAAGUACCGGCUUCAGUACCGGUGGACGAGCUCCUGGUGAAGGCUGGAUCUUCUCUGGUGGCCAAGAUGCCACAGUUCGUGUGUGGGAAAGAGGGCGAGUCGAUCCUAAAGCUACCCUCGAAGGACACACUGAUGCGGUCUGGGCUGUUUGUGUGCUCCCUGCUUCCGUUGGCGUUGUCUUUGGGCCACAAUCAGGCAACUUUGGGGGUCCCGACAGGUUACUACUCGUUUCUGGCUCAGCAGACGGCACUGUAAAAGUGUGGGCCGUGAGCGCUCCUCCUCAAUCGGCCUCGCCUGCUACUGGAAGCCGAAGAGGUGUUGGUGGGUCACGAAGGCACAGCGUGACGAGUGGCAGCAACUAUCCAACGAGUCCUCAGCCCAGUGUGGCGAGCACCACGCCUUUCAGCUAUACUCUUGUGCACUCAAUCAACCGGCCCGGCGAUCACGAGGCUAGCCCCACGAGUAUUUGCCCGCUCUCUCCCUCGGGAGAAACGUUCGUGGUCAGCUACACUGAUUCUUCGGUCCUUAUCUUUGAUACUCGGACGGGAGAAGAGAUCAUUGGCAUGGCAUCCGGCGAGACAUACGAUGGCACGCCCAACACGAGCAUCAAUGCCGUAGUUGCCACCAGCUCAAGUCUUGAACAGCACAGUGGCGGAGCACUAGAUGCUGCUACUCGUGGUCUUGACUCGGAAGAAGUAGGUGGUGGUGCCACUGGUGGAAGAGAAGGAUUAGAGGGAGUAGUAAUCACCGGACAUGAAGACCGAUUUGUACGGUUCUUCGACGCCAAUAGCGGGCAAUGCACCUACACCAUGCUCGCGCAUCCCUCCGCCAUUUCGGCCCUCUCACUCAGUAAAGAUGGCCGCGAAGCUGUAUCCGCGGGUCACGAUGCAUCUAUCAGAUUCUGGUCCCUCGAAAAACGAAUUUGCACGCAAGAUAUCACGAAUCAUCGGGCUAUGCGCGGUGAAGGCGUCUGUGAUGUGUGUUGGAGUCAAGAUGGAAGACUUGUGAUUAGCGCGGGAGGGGAUGGCGUUGUCAAGGUUUUUGCCAGGUGACAUGAAGGCUGUGGGACUUCCCAGCCAUUUUGGAAACAGGCAAGGAAGGAGAGGCCCACGCCCUGGGAAUGGCCGAGAGAAGGGAGUCGUCGUGGUUCUGGAGAUGAAGAGGAGUCCGUCCGAAGUUUCUUUCGAUCCUCCUGACAGGACCAAACGACGUUGGGGGUGAUGAGUUGUGUUCGGAGUGUUGGGAGUGGCAUCAUGUGACAUGGACAUGAAAGAUGGCAAAACAGGAAGCACAGUAUGCUUUUCUUUAUAGAUCGCCAGCGAGAGAGGCUGCGCAACCUUCUGAGUGUGUGUGUGGAAUUCGAAAGGGCUGAAUUGAUGCAAGGAGAACUUUUUUUCUUUUCGAGAAAAUGUCGUAUUUGUACAUAUGAGUGAAAAGGAGAAGAAGCAAGAAGAACACGGACAAGGAGAGGUGUUAUUCUUCUCCUGUUCGACUGGACUGAAAUGGGAAGAAGAGGAAAUUGCAUCAUGGGCGAUUUUGGGGCAUUGUUUUCAGAAUAAGAUACUGUAGUGAGUAAGUAAGUAGUGUGUGGAUAGGUGGGUGGUGGAUGCUGCUGCUGCUGCUGCUGCCGCUGUGGGGCAUGAAGGGUACCUUACCUGUAUAGUAGCAUCAAGUCUUGUCGGCAGGCCUUUCAUCAAGGCAAACCGAAG